Molecule: messenger RNA, 759 nt
Organism: Meloidogyne enterolobii
Lineage: Eukaryota; Metazoa; Nematoda; Chromadorea; Rhabditida; Meloidogynidae
Source: the annotation of a GenBank genome assembly
AUGUGCACUUACAAACUUGAUGUUAUCCUCCAAAUGCCUGAACUGCCUUUGGAAGAGGCAGAAAAAUACGCCUGGAAUUCAGAAGAUCAUUCAGUUAAUGUUUAUGUGAAGCCUGAUGAUAAAUUAACAAUGCAUAGGCAUCCGGUUGCUCAAAGUUCUGAUGCUAUUAGGGCAAAAAUUGGAUUCUCCCGUGGUUUUCACGUCUGGCAAAUAAUUUGGCCCGUUCAUCAAAGAGGAACACACGCAGCAAUAGGGGUAGUAACCAAAAAGGCUUCUUUACGUGUUGCCGGGUAUUCCUCACUUAUUGGGAAUGAUGAAGAGGGUUAUGGUUGGAAUAUUGUUGAUAAUAAAUGCUACCACGAUUCAGCUAACACAAAAGGAUGGGUUUAUCCAAUGCAACCACUUCAAAUAUCCAACGGUCAACGUGACCAGCAACAAAUUACCUCAUUCCAAACACCAGAAAAAAUUUAUUGUAUUUUGGAUAUGGAUGAAGGAAAAAUGUCUUUCGCUACAGAUUCAUCAUUUUUAGGAACUGCAUUUUGUGGAUUAAAGGGAAAAAAGUUAUACCCAGCAGUUAGCGCAGUAUGGGGACAUUGUGAAGUUACAAUUCGAUAUAUUGGAGGACUUGAUCCUGAGCCCAGACAACUAAUGGAUAUUUGUCGCCGAAGGAUACGGCUCGCUCUAGGCACCAACGGAUUGGCGCGAGUGUCCGAAUUGAACGUUCCUCCACCUUUAAAACAAUAUCUUCUCUAUAAUUGA